AUGUCGGGCUCCUUCGAAAAGUCCGUCAAGGGCGCAACCAAGAUCAAAAAUGCACCGCCCAAGACGAAAUAUAUCGAACACAUCCUCGUGGCCACGCACUCAGGCGAUGCUGGCGUAGGUGAAGUCUUUCGUUCAUUACAAUACCGGUUGCGCGACUCGACAUGGACAGUGGUGCUCAAGAGCUUGCUCACCACGCACAUUAUGAUGCGAGAGGGCGAGAAGAAUGCGACUCUAUCGUUCCUCGCCAAGCAUCGUAACAUUUUGACCGUGGGGCAUUUUGCCGAUGAGCGAGCACGGGCAUUUCGCGACACCAAGAUCGACUGGGUCCGCGAGAAUGAUUCGCGACUAGAGAAAUUAGCUGUUGAUAAGGGUCUGCUCCGGGAGACUGAGGUUGUCGAGAACCAAUUGUCGGCUCUGGUCAAGUGUGAUGUCCUCGAAACCGAACCUGAAAACGAAAUCACUAUUGCAAUCUUCCGGUUGUUGGUCUUGGACCUGUUGUCUUUGUUUCAAGUGCUCAAUCAGGGUCUCAUAAACGUAUUAGGACACUUCUUUGAGAUGUCCAAGACGGAUGCCCAGAGAGCUUUGGAAAUUUAUCGCACGUUCACGCGAGUGACCGACCAUGUUGUGCAGUAUCUCAGUGCCGCUCGCAUGCAUGAACACCAUACGAGAGUCGAAGUCCCCAAGCUCAAGCACGCCCCAGUCACUUUGGCUCGUCAACUAGAGGAUUAUCUCAAGGACCCUGAUUUUGAGGUUCACAGACGACAGUAUCUCGCUGAGCAGGAUGCAAAGAAGACGGGGGGGUCUUCUAAAGCGGCGAAGGUUGACUUCCCCAAGUCGCCUACCAAGCCAGCUUCGCCAAAUUUGAACAACCCCUUCCCCUCUGUUCCGGAUGCCAAAUUCGACGGCAAACCACAAGCCAACAAGGGCCCGGAUCCUGAUCUUAUCGACUUUUUCGACUCGAUUGAGCAAAAGCAGACAACUUUGCAGGUCAACCCGCAGCCAACUGGCAUCAUGCCUGCCGCAGCACCCUUCCAGGCGCAGCCCACGGGUAUGCCAUUUCCUCAAAAUGGCUUUGCGCCGCAGCAAACCGGUUUUGUACCCAACAACAUGUUCCAACAGCAACAGAAUAUGAGUGGAUUCAUGCCGCAGCAGCAGCCGCAGCCGCAACUGCAACAGCCUCAGCCUCUGCAACCCAACUUCACCGGCGCUGGAUUCGGAGGCUUCACACCGCAGCCAAGCUUUCAGCCCGGUACUCUUGGGUCAAUUCCCCAGAAUCUAGAGGCCACAUUCCUCAACCCAAACCAAGGUUUCCAGUAUGGGCAACAACAGCAGCAGCCGCAACAACCUCAAUCCUUGCAAGCCGGUCAGGCAAACCCCCUUCAGCUAAAUCCUCUUCAGCCAGCACCCACAGGCACGACCAACCCGUUCAGGCAAUCAAUGAUGCCACUAGCCAGCAUGCCAGGCAGCUCAUCGCCAUUCUCCUCACCCGGUCCAAUGCCCCAAGUGCAACGCCAGUCUACGAACCCGUUCGCUCGAUCUCCUACACAAAGCACAUCGCCUUUCCAGUCCGCAAUCCCUAUCCAGGCCCAACCUACAGGAACCAACCCCUUUGCUAAAAUGCAACAACAACCGCAACAAGUCCCGCCUCCAGACCAGUCUCUUAAUCCAGGUCCUCUCGGUCCCCAACCAACAGGGACCACAAACCCCUUCCGCCACAGCGCGUUCGUCAACCACAAUACCGGCAUGGGGUGGCAGCAUAACCAGGCCAGUAUCGGCGGCGGGCUGGAUCAACUCCCUACUGUCCCUGUAUUCCCUCGUCCCGCGCAACAAACGCCCUGGCAGCAAUAA
Messenger RNA from Metarhizium brunneum ARSEF 3297, 1848 nucleotides. The record is from RefSeq and is a predicted model, not a curated record. Lineage: Eukaryota; Fungi; Ascomycota; Sordariomycetes; Hypocreales; Clavicipitaceae.